Molecule: messenger RNA, 2919 nt
Organism: Yamadazyma tenuis ATCC 10573
Lineage: Eukaryota; Fungi; Ascomycota; Pichiomycetes; Serinales; Debaryomycetaceae
Biological process (GO): positive regulation of transcription by RNA polymerase II; DNA-templated transcription
Cellular component (GO): nucleus
Molecular function (GO): zinc ion binding; DNA-binding transcription factor activity, RNA polymerase II-specific; RNA polymerase II cis-regulatory region sequence-specific DNA binding
Source: RefSeq, a predicted model, not a curated record
AUGGAUUUCCAAGAGGAUUUAACGGUUCUGGGGGAUACACUUGACAAGCUGGGUAAAGUGAAGCCAGUGUGUACCUUUUGUAAACGACGGAAAAUUAAAUGUGACCGUGGCAUUCCUUGCUCAUCUUGUAUAAGGUUUAACAACAAGGAAUGUGUGUAUGUGGACCCCAAUCCCAAAUCAAUCAAGAAGAAGGCGAGCAAGCCUUCAAAGAAGACAUUGGAACUGGAAAUAGAGAUUUUGAAAGAGAGAAUUGGUGAACUUCAGAAGAGUAUCGUUAAUGAUAGAGGGGACGUGGUUGGGGAAACAUCUCCAAAUGGUAAACCUCCUCUUGCUUCGUAUUCAUUGGACCACGCCACGGAAGCGAGGUACGAGAAUGAUUUUGACGAGUUAAUGCAAUUGGUGGAGGAGCAUAGCUGGAAUGAGUCAUUUAACUUACUUAAUCAGGGAAGUGUAGUGUUUGACCACGAGCCACUAGGUAGGAAAAAUUUUGGGUUUUUCUCCUGGAAGGCAUGCUAUGUGGUGGAUCCUGCCUUAAAGUAUAUGGGUGCAUAUGCCAAAAGAUUGCACCAGGAAGGUAAGGGGUUCUACGGAUCUAAUGAUUUGAGUGAGGCUAACACAAGAAGGAUCAAUGGUUUUUUCCUGUACAACGUGGAACCUUUAGUUCACAAGAACGAGACUUGUGUGCUUCCCAACUGUCAUCUUUGCAGUGGUUCCAAUUCUAUGGAAGUGGAAGAGCCUCCUCAAAAAGUGAACCGCUCUAGCUCGAUAUUAAAUCCCAUUAAUGUUCUUAAUAAUAAAGCUGAAACCAAGUUUUCUGAACUUUUUGAACUACAGAGAAAAAUCGAGUUGUUCUUGCCAUCAAAGAGAAUCAUUCUAACCUUUCUCAACAGGUUUUUCAAAACCUUGUAUACUUUCAUGCCAGUUAUCGAUGAGUCUGACUUCAAGUCUCAGGUCUGUAGACUCCUUGAAGGAACAGAACUUGAUGAGCGGCCUGUGAGCUUAAGGAUAAAGACCAAGUUGGAUUUUGCGUACUUGGGUAUACUACUUUUACUUCUAAGGUUGUCGUAUUUGGCUUUGUUGCCAAUGAAUCAAUGGACCAAAAGUGCAAUAAAAGACCACUAUAUGGAAGAAGAAAUUGAGGAAGUUAGAAUGUUAUUAAAUCAUAAUAUUGGCCUCGAUGCUGCGAGGUUGUCUCAAGACUGUGUGGGUGUUUUUAAUUUGUGUGGAGUCAUUAACCUCACCAUUUUCCAGUUGGUAUUGGUCACUAGAACGUAUAGCAUCUUUGCGCCUGAAAAGGGAGAUGGUCCAGAGCAAGGUGAAGCUCAAAUACUUAAUACUACGUUAUUCCAAAUGGCUUACGGUUUGGGUAUUCACCGUGAACCAAAUAACACCACUGUUUUCCAAGAUGAAAAAUCGAAGAACUUGAUUAGAAAAAUGUGGUCAAUGCUAUUGAUGUUGGAUCUUAACCAUUCAUUGGAAUAUGGCGACCCUUUAAAUGUGAGCCGGUUUUCUUAUGACACGCUUUAUCCAACUUUCCGAAAAGAGAACUCAAACUUGAUUGAUUUGAAUAGAGAGAAAUUCGUGGUUGAAUGUUAUCAGUUUAUGGAAAUCUGCUAUAAGCCUUUGAUUGGGUUCAUUAGUGAAUUACUUGAUGUCAACGCUACUUAUAAUGUGACCACACUCUGCAAAAAGCUUCGGUAUUUGAGAGCCACUUUAUUUAAUCCACAAGAUGGACUCAUAACUUCUUGGGUUCGUAAGUUUGAUGCUUCACAGGAGACAAAUACUAUGCUCAACUUGACCAAGUAUAAGAUUCAAUUGCAAUUUUCCCAUUUCAUUUGUACCUUAUAUUUCCACUUGUAUAACUAUUUCGAAAAGAAGAAGCUAUUUGAAGUGGCAUUCUAUUACCUUUUCAACUUGAUGAACAAAGUUUUGUUGGUGUUGUUUCCUUUCUAUUUUGAAUUGGUCAACCUAAAGAGUGUUGAACCUACUAUUGAUUUUGUGUUGGUACCUGGUAUACAAUCACUUUUACAUAAGGCAACAUUAUUUUUGUUGUCCUUAAUGGUGAGAAUCAAGAUCAAUAUUAUCGCUAGUAUGGAUGCCCCAAACCAUAUGUUAUUAUUCCGGUCCGAUAUGCAAUACAGAAGAAAUUUUGAUAGUUUAUGCAGCUUGUUUCAUAAAUUACUUGAAAUAAGUAGCUGUUUGACGAGCAUUGCAGAUGCAUACAGCAAAAAAUACUAUUACUCCUGGAUGAUUUCACGAGUGAAUAAAUUCUUCUUGAGCCUCAUCAAGUCUCCAGAUUUCAGAGAAAUUGUUUACAAUGGAUCUGCUUCAUUCCCAAUCUUUGCCGAUUUUGAGAAGGUUGAUAAGUUACAAGAAUUGUUGAACUUAUGUCUUGAAACAAAAGCAAAGUUAUCCAGUCUGAACCCAAAUAUCGACAAGUCUUACACCAGAAACGACGCAGACCUCUUUGAUUCUUCUUUGGUCAACCCAUACAAAGAGACAGAUAUAUCACCUUUUAAUGAUACUAAUUAUUCAAGUACUGUAUCCUCUAACUUUGAAAAGGAAUCGAUGGAUAGAACCACUAAUGAUGGAAGAAACACAAUGAGUUCUGAUAUGGGUGAUAAUGGAAUUCCUCUGGAAGAAGUCGAUAACAUCUGGUUGCAGUUACUUGGAGUCCGUGAUGGUUCUGUCAAUGAAGCCGAAGACUUUUUGGGUCAUGAUAUUCCUCAAACCAGCUUUUCAUAUCCAGAGGCUACAAGAGUUCCACCUGAAAUGAGUAAGCAAAUGGGAAAUAUGAACAUUCAAAGCCCAAAUUUCAACUUUGAACAAUCCCCAUUUCUUGGAGCCAAUGGGGAGCUAACUCAAAAAUCGGUUGUUGAUGCGUUCUUAAUCGACGAGCUAUUUGGAGAUUUCUCUUGA